GUUGUACUGUAUUUUGGGAUUGGACUGAGUUACUUUGUUGCUACAACAUUUUUUCUUUGGAAUAAUGCUGCUACUAUCUAUUUACGAUCUUGCUGUCUUAAUUCAGUGAGAAUUAGCUGCCCAUGACUGGGAAAAUGUAGUUAUCAAGCAUGUGAUAUGAUAUCAACUAUCAAGCAGCAAAUCCAGCAGUGAUAGUGGAGGCUUGCACUGGAGAAAAUGUAAAGGAGAUCGAGCGCGAGGGAUUGGUAUGGGCUUAAUUUAGACAGUUGCUAGUGGAACAUGACACUCAUUUUAAAUUAGGUAAAACAGAAUUUACAGUUCAACUCCAAUUUUGUUGCUUUCUUUACAGUUGGCUAAGAUGCUCUCUGUAAAGAAUAGCUAAUUGCUGCUAUUUCUGCAUUCAUUGCAAUAAAUUAGCCCAAGGAGAAAUUAAAGCAAACCAGACCAACCUCGUACUUGAUAACUGUGUAACAGAGACACAUAUGUCAGAGAGAGAAAGAGCGCCCAAGAAAAAGAAAAGGAACACAAAUCAGUGGAGGAAAAAGAGAAAAGCAAGGGUCCAUAUUAACUCAUCACACCAAGCAAAGAAUAUAUGCCUCUGUCUCUCUCUCUGUGUACAACCCCCACCCCCCCAUCCCAAGCCCCUUACUAAAAUCUGCUUUCUUCUUAAUUAAGUUUCCAUUUGAUUCUCUGUAUUGCCAGCACCAUGAUCCACCACCUCAUUACCUUGUUCAUGUUUCCCCGUCUCUUCACUGCCACUGUUGUUGUUGCUGUUGCUGUUGUUGUUAUUGUUUCCGCGCCAUGUGCGGUGUCAGUAGCCAAUGUCCCGAUCAGCACGUGCCGGUCCUACUGCGGCAACAUUACGGUGGACUACCCCUUCGCCCUCCGCCCAGGUUGCGGCCAUGCAGGCUUCCGCGACCUCCUCUUCUGCAUCAACAGCGUGCUGAUGCUCCAUGUGCCAUCUGGCUCCUACCGGGUCCUCGACAUCGACUAUGCCUACCGCGGCCUCACCAUCCACGACCCCGCCAUGUCUGACUGUUACUCCCUGUCCCUCUCUCACGGUGCCAAUGGCUUUGUCGUCGAGCCAUGGCGCGCGCCAUACCUCGAGCCUGACCGUGAUAACGUCUUCAUGCUGCUCCACUGCCAUGCUGACUCCCCGCUCUUCCAGGGCUUCCCAAACAAGCACUUGCCCUGCCGCAACGUGUCCGGUAUGAGCUGUGAGGACUACUACCGCUGCCCUGCAUGGGACGGGAUGUUGGCGGGUGAGGGAACAGCACCAGAAUGUUGUGCGGUGGAGUUUGGGGCGAUCCGGGCGAUUAACCUGACUCAUCUUCAGUGCGAAGGGUACAGCAGCGCGUACAGUCUAGCUCCUCUACGGGCGCUGGGACCAGGAGCAUGGGCGUAUGGCAUAAGACUAUCCUACUCGCUGCCCACCGACAAUCAGGGCUUCUGCGGAGCGUGCCGGGCCACCGGCGGGGUCUGUGGCCACAAUGAAGGCAGCGGCGCGGAUCUCUGCCUCUGCGGCAACUGGAACUCUACUUCCAAUUGCGACUCUGCAGUUGGCUCGUUUGCUCCAGUCAUCAAACCAAAACUACUCUCGACAAGUCUGCCAUGGGGGCUGCUGUUUUCUUGGUGGUAUGGAUAUCAGCUUUUUGGAGGGCUAUAAUUCUCUCUUUCGCGACUUAACGUUAUUUUUUUUAAAAAAAAAAGAUUAUUGAAGCAUGCUCAUUACAUUCAGAAGAUAAAUAUGAACAAGUUAUUCUACGGAUGCAGAAAGAAAGUGUUGGUUAUCUUCCUGCUUUUGUUUUACGCCCAGGAUUAAAGGGCUAAGUAAUGGAAAGGAAACACGCCGGAGGAAAUGAUCUUAAAUGUGUCUAUCACAGAAUGUAGCGGGGAUUAUCUUAUCAAAUCUUUAUUAUAAAGCUCUCCGUUCAGCAAGUUAUCUGUUCUGUAUAGUGCAGAUUCCACUUUCCAGAUGCUUGUUUGAAUUGGACUGUACCUUUCAA
Ananas comosus (pineapple) is the source of this 2006-nucleotide messenger RNA. RefSeq lists its product as uncharacterized. The record is from RefSeq and is a predicted model, not a curated record. Gene Ontology annotation, molecular function: polysaccharide binding. The transcript is spliced from 5 exons. The coding region runs from base 707 to 1666 and encodes 319 amino acids. NCBI's taxonomy places the organism in Eukaryota, Viridiplantae, Streptophyta, Magnoliopsida, Poales, Bromeliaceae.